CGGCGCAGUGAAACCUCUCUCCACUACGCUCGUGGAAUGAGGCACGAUACAUUUGUAACGCGUAAUAAUGCAUUAAAAAACAUCAUAUCGUUCACUCCGCCUCAUCCUCCCCGUCUCCCGGUGGUUUCUAUUUGUGGCUUUGCAAUUCGGAUGAAAUAAGUGGACCAUGCCUCGCAGACGACAGAGACAUCCAGCUGGGAGUGGUUCUGAUGGGACCGAGGACUCGGACUCCUCAGCCGAGAGGGAGCAGACCAACAGUUCAGAAAGUGAUGGAAACCUGCCCAAGAGGCAGCGCCUCACCAGAGCCUCCACCCGCCUUAGCCAAAGCUCUCAGGACACUCCAGACUUGAAGCGAGCUGCAGACCAUGACGAAUCCCCACCACUGACACCCACAGGAAAUGCACCGUCCUCCGAGUCUGAGCUGGACAUCUCCAGCCCCAACGCGUCUCACGAUGAAAGCCAGGCUAAAGAUCAAGCCGGCAGAGACUCUGAUAAGGACCUUUCCCAUAGACCCAAACGCCGCCGCUGUCACGAAACAUAUAACUUCAACAUGAAGUGCCCAACUCCCGGAUGCAAUUCCCUCGGUCACCUCACAGGGAAACAUGAGCGUCAUUUCGCUGUAUCAGGUUGCCCUCUUUACCACAAUCUUUCUGCUGACGAGUGCAAGGUCAAAGCCGUCAGCCGCGAGAAACAAGAAGAGGAGGUGAAGGUUCAGGAAGAGAGCAACUCACGCCACGCAACUCGUCACCAGACUCCGACGUCGAAGCAGAGCCGGUACAAAGAGCAGGUGACCGAGAUGAGGAAGGGUCGAAACUCCGGCCUGCAGAAGGAGCAGAAAGAGAAGCACAUGGAUCAUCGGCAGACGCACGGCAACACCAGGGAGCCUCUGCUGGAGAACAUCACCAGCGAAUACGACCUGGAGCUGUUCAGGAAGGCCCAGGCCCGAGCGUCCGAGGACCUGGAGAAGCUGCGGAUCCAGGGCCAGAUCACCGAGGGCAGCAACAUGAUCAAAACCAUCCUGUUCGGCCGCUACGAGCUGGACACCUGGUACCACUCGCCCUACCCGGAGGAGUACGCCCGCCUGGGCCGCCUCUACGUCUGCGAGUUCUGCCUCAAGUACAUGAAGAGCCAGACCAUCCUCAGGCGGCACAUGGCCAAAUGUGUGUGGAAGCAUCCUCCAGGAGAUGAGGUGUACCGCAAAGGCUCCAUAUCGGUGUUUGAAGUCGACGGCAAGAAGAACAAGAUCUACUGCCAGAACCUGUGUUUACUCGCCAAGCUGUUUCUGGACCAUAAGACUCUUUACUACGACGUGGAGCCGUUUCUCUUCUACGUGAUGACCGAGGCGGACAACACCGGCUGCCACCUAGUGGGAUAUUUCUCCAAGGAGAAGAAUUCGUUCCUGAACUACAACGUGUCCUGCAUCCUGACCAUGCCGCAGUACAUGAGGCAGGGCUUCGGCAAGAUGCUCAUUGACUUCAGUUACCUGCUGUCCAAAGUGGAGGAGAAGGUGGGCUCCCCGGAGCGACCGCUGUCCGACCUGGGCCUCAUCAGCUACCGCAGCUACUGGAAGGAGGUCUUGCUGCGGUACAUGUACAACUUCCAGGGGAAGGAGAUCUCCAUCAAAGAGAUCAGCCAGGAGACGGCGGUGAACCCGGUGGACAUCGUCAGCACGCUGCAGUCUCUGCAGAUGCUCAAGUACUGGAAGGGGAAGCACUUGGUGUUGAAGCGACAGGACCUGAUUGACGAGUGGAAAGCGAAGGAGAUCAAGCGAGGCAACAGCAACAAGACUAUUGACCCCACCUCACUGAAAUGGACCCCUCCCAAAGGGACAUGAGCUCUCCCACCCUCAGGCUGCUGGAGACACUCGCUCUUCGCCUCACCAGCCACAAGUAGCCUCGACCUAUGAACUGUCAGCGCAGACCAGUGUUCUCCACUUUCAACAUUUUUACACUUUUUAUUCCAUUUAUGUGUCAUAAACUUUAUUUUUUACUUUUAUAUUUUACUUUCACUUUGUAUUUUAAGCGUCACAUUAUUUUCCAGGCCGAAUCAUUUUAAUCUGUAGAGGAUCGCUCUUUUUUUUUUUUUUGUUUUCCUGUUUUGUUCUAAGCGCUGGACUGAACUCUGAAUGUUCUCUGAGAACUCGUCCGGUGCGGUGGAUAACAUGAAUGUUGGCUUUGCCCAUGCAGAGAGAAAAAAAAAACACACACACGCUCACGUCGGGCAGCGCUCCCCCGCUUGUUUUUAUUCCUUUAAAGAAACGUGCAUUUUAAUGAUGGUGGUUGUUCUUGUUUGAGAGUGAUGCAGUAAUCGUUAGCAUGUACCGAGAAAUAUAAGCAGGGUGUGUUUUUAGGAGUAUGAUCAUCGGUAACGUCUUCUUUGGUUGAUAUGAAUUGUAUAGAUGAUAUUACUGUGUGUGUAAACCCCCCCUCGCCCCCCUUUUGGCUCCGUCAAUACAGGACUGGGAUCCGUUCAUCUGGUGAGCCUGUCAAAAUAGAAGGUCAUACCUUUAAUUUGCUGGAAAUGCUUCAAUAAAAAGCGGCACCACUGUAAGAAUGCACAUGGAAAUAAAUGAAGCUCAGGUUUUUGUACCGAUACAAUCGUACCUUGCUCGUGUGGUUUCUCAGUGGCCGAGCCAGCAGGAGCCUGCCUGGUCCAGGACUCUGGAAUAAA
Salarias fasciatus (jewelled blenny) is the source of this 2670-nucleotide messenger RNA. RefSeq names its product K(lysine) acetyltransferase 7b (gene kat7b). Gene Ontology annotation, biological process: regulation of transcription by RNA polymerase II. NCBI's taxonomy places the organism in Eukaryota, Metazoa, Chordata, Actinopteri, Blenniiformes, Blenniidae. Bases 167 to 1834 code for a protein of 555 amino acids. The transcript has 14 exons. Gene Ontology annotation, molecular function: histone H4 acetyltransferase activity; zinc ion binding; histone H3 acetyltransferase activity. The record is from RefSeq and is a predicted model, not a curated record. Gene Ontology annotation, cellular component: histone H3-K14 acetyltransferase complex; chromatin; nucleus.